AUGCCUACCAAACGGACAGUGCUUAGCGACGUAGCUAGAUUGUAUGAUCCGACUGGCUUAUUGGCACCGGUUGUCAUUGUGGCAAAACUCUUUAUCCAGGAUCUGUGGAAGGCGGGAUUGCAGUGGGAUUCGGCACUGCCACCGGACCUGCUCAAUGCUUGGUUAAUAUUCCGCAACGGGUUAGCGGACAUUUCACGACUUCGGAUUCCACGUUGGCUAGGCAUGCGUGCCGAUUCGAUGGUGAGGCUCCAUGGUUUCUGUGAUGCUAGUCGUAAGGCAUAUGCAGCUGCGGUGUAUGUCCAGACGGUGGAUCACAAUGGUAAUUCAGGUGCAGCUCUGGUUGCUGCAAAGACGAAGGUCGCUCCGGUCAAGGAAGCGACCAUACCACGCCUUGAGUUAUGUGGUGCCCACCUACUUACAAUCACUAUGAACCACGUCCGCCAGGCUCUUGAUCUACAAGAUGUCCCUUGCAUAUAUUGGUGCGAUUCAACUGUUGUAUUAUGCUGGAUCCGCAAGGCACCUUCAGCUUUCAAACAGUACGUUUCGAAUCGAGUCGCUUUCAUCCAGGCCAAUUCGGAUGUAAAUUCCUGGAACCACAUCCGAUCGGAGCUUAAUCCGGCGGAUUGCGCAAGCAGGGGCUUGUCGCCAUCUGGUCUAGAAAGUCAUCGACUUUGGUGGGCCGGACCGACAUGCAUCCAUCAACACACAACCGUAGGAUCGGAACCAGUUACGAUGACGGAGGAAGAUCAGCACAUUUUUAGAUCCGAAUCUCGCCCUUUGUAUACGCUAGUAUCUCGUGUUGACUGCCAGUGGCUCAUGACAUCAGGUGACGGUAAUCGUGUACCUCUCAUAGAGAGGUUUAGCACGUUGGGGCGUCUUCUCAACACCACGGCGCGUCUUAGACGCAUACUACCGUUAUUUCGAGGCAACAGAGGGGUUGUGGUCUCCGCCGAAGAGCAGAACUGGGCGCUGGUCUUACACAUUCGUCAGGCACAAGGUAAUACUUUCAAACAGGAAAUUAAAGCACUUGUAUCUAAUUCCAGAAUUGAGGGUCGCAGUCCACUUCGACCCCUAAACCCGUUUCUGGAUGAAAAUGGAAUAUUGAGGGUUGGCGGCCGACUAACCAACGCUGACAUGAGUAACGAUCAGCGACACCAAAACAUAGUCCCACGCGGCACUCUAGCAGAUUUGAUGGUCGCAGAUGCACAUCAGCGCUGCCUUCAUGGUGGCAUACAGCAGAUGCUCCAGUUUCUCCGACAACGUUUUUGGCUCAUAUGUGCGCGGGCCCAGGUAAAAUCUUACAUCUGGAGGUGCACCGUAUGUCGAAGACAUCUGCAAAUUAUGCAGCGUCAACAGAUGGCGUCGUUACCAAAGGAACGUGUCCUUGUUGCACCACCAUUUUACCGCAGUGGCUUGGAUUACUGCGGCCCCUUCCAUGUUCGAGUUGGCAGCAAGCGCUCAGCAGUUACGACAAAAACCUAUGCAGCCAUUUUCGUUUGUAUGGCAUCGCGUGCAGUUCAUAUUGAGCUGGCAGAAGACUUGAGUACACAAGCAUUUAUAAACGUGUACGACCGCUUUGUGAGUCGACGAGGCAUCUGCGCUACCUUAUACAGCGAUAAUGGUACUCAGUUUAUUGGUGCGAAUCGACAAAUGCAGGAGGAUUUACAGGCAUGGGUGAACGUGUUUGCACAACAACACCUGGUGGCUGUAGGAACCCACUGGAAGUUUAUUACACCAUCGUCACCUCAUCACGGUGGCCUUUGGGAAGCAGCGGUGCGUUCUGCCAAAAAGCAUCUAUUGCGAGUCAUGGGUCGUCAAACAAUGCGCUUCCCCGAGCUCUACACUCUUUUGACGCGUAUAGAAGCCUGCCUCAACUCACGGCCAUUGCUGGCUUUAUACGAUGACCCAGAAGGUUANAAGCAUCUAUUGCGAGUCAUGGGUCGUCAAACAAUGCGCUUCCCCGAGCUCUACACUCUUUUGACGCGUAUAGAAGCCUGCCUCAACUCACGGCCAUUGCUGGCUUUAUACGAUGACCCAGAAGGUGGUGUAGCGCUCACUUNGCUCACUCCGGGUGAUUUCAUUAUUGGCCGCCCGUUGAAUUGUCGUCCGGAACCUCCAUUACCAGAAGUUCCAGAAAAUCG
Rhagoletis zephyria (snowberry fruit fly) is the source of this 2141-nucleotide messenger RNA. RefSeq lists its product as uncharacterized. NCBI's taxonomy places the organism in Eukaryota, Metazoa, Arthropoda, Insecta, Diptera, Tephritidae. The record is from RefSeq and is a predicted model, not a curated record. Gene Ontology annotation, biological process: DNA integration. Gene Ontology annotation, molecular function: nucleic acid binding.